This is a messenger RNA of Silurus meridionalis, 1970 nucleotides long. Its product is annotated as ladderlectin-like. Bases 754 to 1365 code for a protein of 203 amino acids. Gene Ontology annotation, molecular function: signaling receptor activity. The transcript has 9 exons. Lineage: Eukaryota; Metazoa; Chordata; Actinopteri; Siluriformes; Siluridae. The record is from RefSeq and is a predicted model, not a curated record.
GUAAAAUCCAGCCCAUUUCUGGUAAGUGUUACAGCACAUCAAUAGCAUAAACUAAUUGCUAUCAUUUUGAUUGUGUAAUUGGCACGUUAAACCUGGUGUCCAGAGUUCACCAUAGAAACUCGAUCACUAUCACCAUUUUUCAUUCACAAUUUUAAACAGAAGCAGUGAUGUAAGAUGUGGAUUUAUCACUGAGAUUUCUGUAAACCAUAAACAAGAUGCCUGACCAUGUUUUACAGUGACUGACAUUUCCUUGUGUAUGUUGAUUAAAUGGACUGGAAUAUAUGGCAUAUGACUGGUAUUUAUUGAAUAUAUUAAAAUACUAAUACUUUUUAACACUAAUAUUAAUGACUUUGUAUUCCCGCAGCGGAAUCAUUUAUAGCCUAAAUCUACAGACAUUUUACUUGACACACUUAGGAUGGAAGUAGGCACAGCUGAAAAUGAACCUAUAAUUAGACACUGUUAGAAAUCCAACAAAGCUGAUAUGUUACCAAAACAGGUUAUUGAAUAUUAAUUAACCAGGCAAUACAUCAAAAACAACUGACAUAUAAAAAUCAUGUUAAUUUGUGUCACCUUCUAGACAUAACCACCACCUGAUAACUGCUGCUACUGGCCCAGCUUGAACACACAAUUAAUGGAAUGGACUGAUAUAUAUAGCACCCUGGGAACUUCAUUCAACAGACUGCUCUCAAUUUCUGCUAGACAGAUACAACCUGAAACAUAGGAAUCGUAGCUGCAGUCAUCAUCCUGAUCAUCAUGAAGGUUUGGAUUGUGUGUGUGCUGCUGUGUGCUACCUUUACACUGAGGACUGUUACAGCUGCAGCAAUUGAGACUGGACCUGAGGAGGAACAGGUACUUCAAGGAAAAACUACUGAAUUGGCGGUUGAUGAGUUGAUUAAUGAAGUUGAGGAUAAAGAGGAAGCUCCCAAAGUCAAUAUUGCUGAAGUUAAAUCAGGCAUCUGUCCACAUGGAUGGGUCAAAUAUGGAUCACGCUGCUUUCGACUCAUGAGAUCAAGUCUGUCCUGGAUCAGUGCUGAGCAACAGUGUGCAGCUGAACAGGCAAGACUGGCAUCUGUACAAAGUCUUGGGGAUCAUAAAUUCCUGCAGAGUUUGCUUGAUAUGGCUGGUCUGUCACAGGCUUGGAUUGGUGCUUACAACUUCCAGGGAACAUGGCUGUGGGUUGACACAGCUCGCUUCUAUUACAGUAACUGGUACUCACUGAGCAGUGUGGGCAGCUACCCAUGUGCUCUCAUGAACAGUAAUGGUAAUGCUUUCUUUCACAUAUAUGCUUUAUCCUUUUUUAUGCUAAAAUGUCGUACAAAGUAUUUCGCUACAAUUUUAUUUGGUUUCAUAUACUCAUAUGUUUGAUUCAGAUAUAUUGUCUAGUUCUUGCAAAUCAAACGUUUUUUCUAACUGUUUUAUUUUCUCCUUUGUUUCAGUUGGCUGGUCCAAUACUGUCUGUGGAAGACUAUACCCUUACAUCUGUUCUAUUGACCUAAAUAAAUGUUAAAGGACAUGGCUGAAUAAUUUUCCAUAUUGUUGAAGCUGAUAUGGGAAAAUAAAUUGUCUGUUUUCAGAACACUUGAGUAAUAAACACUGUUGAUAUCAAUAAAAAAUGUAACAAACAAACAAAUGGUUGUGUUAUUUAAAUGCAAUUUUUUUUUGUAACGAAUACUGUUAAUGAUCCUUGUAUUUCCACAGUGGAAUCAUUUUUAACCUGAAUUUACAAACAGUUCACUUAAAGCUCAUAGGAUGUAAAUAGGCACACCGGGAAAUGUGACUAUAUUUAGACACUGUUAGGAAUCUAACAGGGCUGAAAUUUUAUUAAAACAGGCUAUUGAAUAUUGAUUAACCAGGCAAUAGAUAAAAAAGUGAUAUAUUAGAUCAAAAUCAUUUCAAUUUGAGUCACGUUCUAGACCAGGGGUCACCAACCUUUUUGAAACUAAGAGCUGCUUCUUGGGUACUGAUUAAUG